Molecule: messenger RNA, 1054 nt
Organism: Stomoxys calcitrans (stable fly)
Lineage: Eukaryota; Metazoa; Arthropoda; Insecta; Diptera; Muscidae
Gene: HLH4C
Product: T-cell acute lymphocytic leukemia protein 1
Exons: 3
Coding region: 396-872 (158 amino acids)
Biological process (GO): regulation of transcription by RNA polymerase II
Molecular function (GO): DNA-binding transcription factor activity, RNA polymerase II-specific; RNA polymerase II cis-regulatory region sequence-specific DNA binding; protein dimerization activity
Source: RefSeq, a predicted model, not a curated record
UGAGUUUUCCACAAAAUAAAGUCAAAUAUUAAUUUGAAAAUAAUUGCAAGUAUUCAAGCAUUAUUAUCCUAUGGAAAAUGUUAAGGGCGGAGCCAAAACGCCAUUUUAUUUCAUAGCAUAUCUCUUAUUGGCCGCUGGUGGUGGAAUAACAAAGAUACAUAAAGGGGAUGAUUUUGUCACACACAAAGACGUAACACAUCACAAGGCCAUCAUAGUAUAUAAGAUGCUGGACAAUAUUUCAAAGGUAACAGUUUCCAAUUGGAAUUGGAAGAGCAAACACAUAUAAUUUCCUAUCCUGGUUUUGGGAAAACAGAAAAAUUAAACACAACAAAGAAGAUUUUUUAAAGGAUUAAUACUACAAGAGAGCACGACACAACAUAUUGGCCACCGUCGACAUGGUUUACGAUAUGACACAAAAUCACUUGGUACCGCCACAAAACAUAGCCGUCGGACGUUACUAUUUACAGGAUCUCCAUAAUGUGGAAAAUCAGGACUAUGCUGCUUUUGACUUUGACAAAAGAUAUCAGGCCAGAAUGGCUUGUGAAACACCACCUCCAUCACAGACAUUGCCACAACCUACACCUACACCGGCACCCAGGCGAAGGACACAGCCCAUUACCCAUUUGGACCCUUCCGAAUUAGUGGGACUUUCCCGCGAAGAACGCCGUCGACGUAGACGAGCGACUCUAAAAUAUAGGACUGCCCAUGCGACAAGAGAACGCAUUAGAGUGGAAGCAUUCAACGUUUCCUUUGCUGAACUUCGAAAACUUUUACCCACUUUGCCGCCAGACAAGAAACUAUCAAAGAUUGAAAUAUUAAAGCUAGCCAUUUGUUAUAUUGCUUACCUCAAUCAUGUGCUGGAGACACCUUGAAAUGUACAACAGCCCACAAUGGAUUAAUUUUUUCCGUAUUUAUUUGCAGUGAAUAAGUGCAAGUACCCAUAGAAUUUUAUGUUAAUUAUUAAUUUAUUAAAAGACGACCUCGUUAUGUGAUAUAUGCAAUAAUAGUUUGAAAAAAAUAAACCCUUAAAUUUUCAAGCGGGUUUGGCAAUAAA